AUGAAGUGCGCUGCGCGGAGGAAGCUCCACGACUCUUCACCGCCUUUCGGCCUCUUCUCUCUGCCGGAGAGCCGACGCAUGCAUCUAGCUUUCGACUGCGCUUCGCCUCUUCUUCUGAGGUCUUCUCCGGGACUCUCACUCCUGUCUUCGUGUCCGCGUCCUUCUUUUCUAUCGCCCCUCUAUCUCCCGACGCGUCACGCUCCCGCUUCUCGCCCCUAUUCUCCCGUGUCGCUGCGCGCGUCCCUCACCGCUUGCCGUGGUCGUUCGUUUUCUUCUUCUUUUUCCUUCACUGCUUCUUCUUCUCCUUUGCAGUCUUCCGCCGCUGCGCCAUCUUCUUCCUUUUCUUCUCUCUCAGGCGGCAAACAGCUUCCAAGCUUGUCAGCCGCGCGCAGAGGAGAGAGCGCGCGAAACUGUGAGGCUGCGGCAGCGGAGGACAGCGGCGCGACAGAUUCUUACCGAGCGAAUAAAGGCGCAGCAGCCCAGAGACACACGACGUAUUCCGCAAUGGCGGCUGAACAUACUGCUGGAGAAAUGGAGACAGGGCCUUCUCUGGUGUUGGAGCCCGAAGAGAAGCGUCUCUUUGAUAUGCUCGUCCAGUGUGUAGAGGACCUUAAACUCAAUAUAGUGCUGCGGGCUGCGGGCGGCUGGGUUCGUGACAAGCUAAUGAAUCGGCGCUGCGACGACAUCGAUAUCGCGAUCGACAAAUGCACCGGCGUCGAGUUCGCCACGCAGCUGAACAAUUGGCUGCGGGCGCAGGGCUUGCCGACGCAUGCGAUAGGCGUCGUGGCUUCAAAUCCGGAUCAGUCAAAGCACCUCGAGACGGCGACGUGCCGUCUGUGUCGCCACCAGGUGGACUUCGUGCAUCUGCGGACGGAGGCAUACUCUGAACACUCGCGUAUUCCGGAGAGCGUGGACUUUGGCACGCCGGAGGAAGACGCUCUGCGCCGCGACUUUACGCUCAACGCGCUUUUCUACAACCUGCACACGCAGCGCGUGGAGAACUUCACGCGCACAGGCUUGGAGGACCUGCGGCGCCGCGUGCUGCGGACGCCGCUGGAAAACGCGAAAGUAACGCUUCUCGACGACCCUCUGCGCGUCCUCCGCGGCGUGCGACUCGCCGCUCUCCUCCGCCUCGAGCUCCACGACGAGGUUGUGGCUGGCGCGCAGACCAAGGCCGUUCGUGAGGGCCUGCGGAAGAAAGUCUCCCGCGAGCGCCUCGGCAUCGAGUUGAAGAAAAUGCUUUCUGGCGGCGCUGGUCCCCUCGAAGACGAUGCCGAAAGCGGCGAGCACAGCGAGCAGGAUCACGCGGCGCAGAGCGGAGUGCGCGGGGGGGAAAAAGAGCUCUUGCGGUCAUCCAAGAAGCGGCGGAAAAGCGGCGGAAGCCGCGACGAUGAGGGCGAAGAGGCCGCAGCCACGCUGAGGCCCGAGGAGGGCGCCGGCGAGCCGGGCGGAGCCGGAGAGGAGGAGGCACGCGGCGGGGCCGAGGGCGCGGAGGCGCGAGAGCAGAACGAGCAGGAGAGACGAAAGGAACAGAGGCAAAUCGCUCAAGUUGCGGCAGCGGCCUCGAGAGGUUUUCUCCUCCUCACGAAGCUCCGAGUCGUCGAGAGUGUUUUUUCGCUCCCCGAUCAGAUUCUCGCGGCCAGCGGCGAAAACGACGGCGCCACGCGCGCGAACGGGAAACGCCAAGAGGCGACCGCGCAGACGCAGAAGCAGAAUGCGAAGCAACACACUCUCAUUCCCUCGCAGGAAGACCCUGCUCUGAAGGGCUGGCGGCAGGACGGACUUCGCUGCAUCGUCGCUCUCGCCGCCCUCCUCGCGGCCGCAGCUGGUGCGUCGUCGCCGCUGACUUCAGUCGCGGCGCAGGUGGCGCGGGGAAUCUUUUCGCCGGCAUCCGACGGAGAGGAGACGGCGCAAGAGAAGAACCGAGUCAACGGGGGGAGUGAGAAUGGCAGGAACGGGGAGAAGAAAGCCUCAGCUCCCCCCGUCGCGGAGUGGCGCGACUCGCUGCGUGCUCUGAGUCUCGCGGCGUUCCUCUAUCCGCUCGCCGAGCGCACGUGUCUGAACGAGAAGAGCAAACCCGAAGACCUUAUCCUGCACAUGACAGUCUCGCGGCUGAAGCUGGCGAAGCGCGACGGCGCGCGGGCUGUGGAUCUGAAUCGCGGCGCGCGUCUGUUCCUGCAGUUCUCGGGAGGCCAGCGAACUGCGGCCGCGGAGCAGGAAGGCGACGCCGAGGCGGUGAGAGACCAAAGAGUGCAGCUGGGGCUCCUCGUCAGAGACGCUGGAGGCGAUCUGUGGCCGCAGGCGCUUCUGCUUGCGGUCGCAAUUGACCAAGCCCGCAAAACGCGGCGUUUCGUUUCUCGCGUGGAGCAUGCGGACGAAGACGAGGAUGCGCGGGAAGAAAGGGAGAGCUCCGAGGCCGUGGAGAGGGCACAGCAGCCGAUUGAUCCCGCAGACGUUGAACGCUUCGUCGCGCUCAAGAAGCAGAUCGAGAGCCUCGGCGUUGCAACCGCACAUCGUCUGCCUCCCCUCUGCGACGGUCACAAGGUGAAGCAGCUGCUGAAGAAUCUCCCGAAGGGACCUGUGUUCAAGGAAGUCCUCGAUGACCAAGUCAGAUGGCAGCUCGCCAACCCAACAGGAACGGCGGAAGAGUGCGAGGCUUACCUCUUAACCAAGUACAGCGCCUACGUUUGA
Besnoitia besnoiti is the source of this 2691-nucleotide messenger RNA. Its product is annotated as tRNA nucleotidyltransferase/poly(A) polymerase family protein. Bases 1 to 2691 code for a protein of 896 amino acids. Lineage: Eukaryota; Apicomplexa; Conoidasida; Eucoccidiorida; Sarcocystidae. Gene Ontology annotation, biological process: tRNA 3'-terminal CCA addition. The transcript has 5 exons. The record is from RefSeq and is a predicted model, not a curated record. Gene Ontology annotation, molecular function: RNA binding; ATP:3'-cytidine-cytidine-tRNA adenylyltransferase activity.